This is a messenger RNA of Styela clava, 1149 nucleotides long. The record is from RefSeq and is a predicted model, not a curated record. NCBI's taxonomy places the organism in Eukaryota, Metazoa, Chordata, Ascidiacea, Stolidobranchia, Styelidae.
UUUGUUUCUAGAAUGAUCGCAAAUAAUUUAUUCAAGAGGGGGGAACACAGUCCAUAUUUUCAUUUAUUCAAUCCGAACAUUCAUUUCAAACAUAAAGAUAUGACGGAUAUAUAUAAGGACCAGUUACAAUCAUGGAUAUAUCACAAUGUGAGCCAACUGUGAGCGUUCAGUAUUUAUAUUUGAUGAAAUGUAUCAUUUCCCAGAAGGAAUAUUAUAUGUGUUGUCGCCUUUCCUUGGGCAUAGUGCAAACGUAGACGGGGUGGAUUUCAGGAAAACAAUCUUUAUAUUUUUAGGUAACACAGGCGGGAAGAGAAUUACAGAAGUGGCUUUUCAACAUUGGAGAAAUAGGGAGGAAAUCAAAUUACGUGAUACCCAAGAAAUGCUAGAACACGUUGCUUAUAAUGAAGAGAGUGGAUUGAAGAACAGCAAGUUGGUUAGCAACAAUCUCAUCGACCAUUUUGUACCUUUUCUACCACUGGAAAGAUCCCACGUCAGGAAUUGUAUCAUUGAUGAGAUGAAACGUCGAAAUCUGAACAGAGGCGAAAAUUUCAUACAAGAAGUGUUGGAAGAAUUACUAUGGUUUCCUAAAGUAGAGCAGCUGCACUCAACAUCUGGUUGCAAAAAGGUUGCACACAAACUUGAACUUGCCAAAGAUGAAUUAUAAUGAUGGCUGGACGUUUUGUCCUGAAUUUACAUUUAGACUGAUUUACUUUUGAUUUUCCUGUUUUUAUUUUCAAACUAAAUACAAUCUUGGUAGUCACUUGAAAAAGCGAAAUAAUCUAACAAGACAUAUUCUGAAUGUUAAGGAAUGAAUGCUUUGAUUAAAAAUAUAAAAGUCAAGUCAACGCAAAAUUUGAACUAGCGAAAACAAAUCGAGAUUUUCGUUAAAUAUAUUUGUGUCUAUUGCCUUUACAAUGUCGCCAUUCCUAAUACUAACUACUUAUUUUUGUCUCUGUAAUUUUCGAAUUUGUCAGAAAUCUUUUAUCAAAGAUUUGCCGCGGCAACGAUUUUGAAGUAAGAAGUGACGAUAGGGAUAGAAAAGUAUUAUAUCUAUGAAAAUUAUUAUUACUAUAUUUUGCGUUGUUUUGUCAUAAUACGAGGCGUGGCAAAAAAAACUUCCCUCAUUUCAUUUUUCGAAAAAUAAAAAAU